UCUCCUUCUUCCUCUUCUUCUAUUCCAACUUCUCCUUCUUCCUCUUCUUCUUUUCCUAAUUCUUCUAUCCCUACUGCUCCUUCUUCCUUCUCUUUUAUUCCUACUUCUUCUUCUCUCUCUCCUUCUAUUCCUAUUUCUCCUUCUUCCUCUUCUUCUAUUCCAACUUCUCCUUCUUCCUCUUCUUUUAUUGCUACUUCUCCUUCUCUCUCUUCUUCUAUUCCGACUCCUUCUUCUCCCUCUUCUAUUCCUACUUCUUCUUCUUCCUCUUCUUCUUUUCCUACUUCUUCUAUUCCUACUUCUCCUUCUGUCCUUUAUACUUUUUCCUCUUUCUUCUUCUUUUCUUACUUCUCUUAUUCAUACUUCUUACUCUCCUUCUCUCUGUUCUUAUUCUCAUCCUUCUUAUCCUUCUUCUCUUUCUUCUUUGUCUCCUUUUCCUUCCUCUCCUUCUCUUAUUUGCAUAUUGUGGAGCCCUGCAUGUCUGGAACACCUGGUGCCGGUCCCAGUCCCGGUCCCAGUUCUGGCAUUUCGCUUUCAUGCCCUCGAGCCCUCGGCUCCACUUAUCACUUUGUCAUUCUGCCGCUCUUUCACUCCUUCACUCUUUCCUUCUUUGUUCCUUUCCUUCGCUCUCUCGCUCUGUCGCUAUUUCGCGCUCUCUCUCCCUCUUGUGGCGCUACACGUGGUGGUCGAGCCGGUGGCCCCUCGUCAGCGAGUUCCACUCCCGUCCGGCAGGAUUGGCUGAGCCCGGCUGACAGGCUGGCUACUCGAAUCAAUCACCACCGGCCAUUUUGUCUCGGGUCCACGCGACGCGGGCGCCGGGCUCGCGAGAACGUGGGUCUGGCUGGGUCCCUUCGGCCAACUCUGUAA
This is a messenger RNA of Protopolystoma xenopodis, 864 nucleotides long. The record is from the annotation of a GenBank genome assembly. Lineage: Eukaryota; Metazoa; Platyhelminthes; Monogenea; Polystomatidea; Polystomatidae.